CUAGCUUAUAUAUAUCCCUUACCAACCCCACAUAGUUCCUUCCUCUCUCUUUUUUUCUUCCUCUUCUCCUAAACCAAAACUCAGUGCAAUAAAAGCUCAAAUAGCUACUUGAUCUUCCACUAGCUCUUGUCUGAAUUGGUAAAGAAGAAGAAGAAGACAACUAAUGAAAUGGGUCUUUGCAUUUCAUUACUUUUGUCUUCCCCUCCCAAAACAGCUUCAACGAACAACCUCAGUAACAGAACAGAGUUCUGGUCAACGACCACCACUCUCGGGACGACAAAUAGCACCGCUGGACCACGAAGCCAAUUCUCCGAGGCGGCUAGCGAAUAUGCUGGUGGGAUUGUUGGUGAUUCCGGUCUAAUAUUGGAAUCACCAAAUCUCAAAGUCUACAGCUUUGCGGAUUUAACGACGGCGACCAAGAACUUCAGACCGGAUUCUAUGUUGGGUCAGGGAGGCUUUGGUAAAGUUUACAGAGGUUGGAUCGACUCAAAGACUCUUGCUCCGUCUAAAGCUGGUUCCGGUAUGAGCGCCGCCAUCAAAAGAUUGAAUUCUGAGAGCGUUCAAGGAUUUGCAGAGUGGCGAUCGGAAGUUAACUUCUUGGGGAUGCUUGCACACCCAAAUCUGGUGAAGUUAUUAGGAUACUGCCGUGAAGACAAAGAGCUUCUGCUUGUCUACGAGUUCAUGCCCAAAGGAAGCCUAGAGAGUCAUCUCUUCCGACGGAAGGAGCCUUUUCCUUGGGAGCUAAGGAUCAAGAUUGUGCUCGGUGCAGCUCGUGGCCUUGCGUUUCUACACGGCUUACAAAGAGAAGUCAUAUAUAGAGACUUCAAAGCCUCCAAUAUACUUCUCGACUCGAAUUUUGAUGCAAAGCUUUCAGAUUUCGGUUUAGCAAAGUUAGGACCAUCACAAGAGAAGUCACACGUUACUACUAGGAUCAUGGGCACGUUUGGUUACGCUGCUCCUGAAUACAUGGCAACAGGCCAUUUAUAUGUCAAGAGUGACGUAUAUGCCUUUGGUGUAGUACUACUUGAAGUAAUGACCGGACAAAGAGCAUACAACAAAAAACGGCCCAAGGGACAAGAGAAUCUAGUCGAAUGGUUAACACCAGAACUCAAAAGAAAACAUAGAGUGAACCAUAUAAUGGACCAAGCAAUUAAAGGUCAAUACUCAUCAAAAGUCGUAGCAGAAAUGGGACGCAUCACACUCUCUUGUGUCGCGCCAGACCCGAAAAAUAGACCACACAUGAAGGAAGUUGUCGACGUACUCGAACGCAUCCAAUGCAUUAACGUCGUCACAGACCGUUCGUCAACUAAAACAACUGUUGCUAGCUCUUCUCGUUCCUCGCCACAUCACUAUCAGUAUAGCUAUCGAGCUGGCGCCGCCGGGCGGAACCGAGAAGGCGGUCGCCUGGAAAGUUUGGAGUAGAGAAAGAUAACAUAUAUGGGUUUAUAGUCUUUUGGUCAUAUUCUAUUUUAAAAGGAGAGUAAUUAUGAUUUGUUUUGCAACCAUAUUCUUGGAAUAAUUUGUGUAGAAUCGUGUAUUCUUGUGUUGUUGUGUGAGAUUCCUAGGGUUGCCAACAGUUACAAAAUAUGAAAGUAAGUGAAAUGUGAUCAAAUAUCAUGUUGAUAACAAAAGUUGCCUAAAAU
Messenger RNA from Eruca vesicaria subsp. sativa (arugula), 1643 nucleotides. The record is from the annotation of a GenBank genome assembly. NCBI's taxonomy places the organism in Eukaryota, Viridiplantae, Streptophyta, Magnoliopsida, Brassicales, Brassicaceae.